Messenger RNA from Melospiza georgiana, 924 nucleotides. Its product is annotated as epidermal retinol dehydrogenase 2-like. The coding region runs from base 1 to 924 and encodes 307 amino acids. Gene Ontology annotation, cellular component: lipid droplet. The transcript has 6 exons. Gene Ontology annotation, molecular function: oxidoreductase activity, acting on the CH-OH group of donors, NAD or NADP as acceptor. The record is from RefSeq and is a predicted model, not a curated record. Lineage: Eukaryota; Metazoa; Chordata; Aves; Passeriformes; Passerellidae.
AUGUUCAACUUCAGAUGCAUCCAGAAGUUACUACAGUACAUAAAAUUUUUUAUCUUUUUAAUUAUCGAGAACACCUUCUGUUUAUUUCCUCUCCGCAAAAAAAAAUAUUUUGAUGGUGAAAUAGUACUUAUUACUGGCUCUGCAAAUGGGAUUGGAAGGCUGGUUGCCUUAAAAUUAGCUCCUUUGGGAGUAACCUUAGUGCUUUGGGACAUCGAUGAUGAAGGUAACAAAGAAACAAGCAGAUUGGCCCAACAAAAUGGAGCCAACCGGGUGUUUGUCUACCACUGUGACUGCAGCAGGAGGGAGGAGGUCUAUGAACAGGCAGACAAGGUUAGAAAAGAAGUUGGGGAUGUUACUAUUCUAAUCAAUAAUGCUGGCAUACUGAUUGGGAAAAAGUUCUGUGAUCUUACAGAUGAAGACUUUGAAAAGACCUUCAGAAUCAACUUCUUUGCUCAAGUCUGGACUUGUAAGGCCUUUCUUCCAGCCAUGGUGGCCUGUAACCGUGGGCACUUGAUUAACACAGCCAGUGGAGGUGGAAUAAUGGGAUUCUACAGGCUGUCGGAUUAUGGAGCAAGUAAGGCUGCAAUCAUUGCAAUGAUGGAAGCCAUAAAUUCAGAACUGUAUCAUGGAGGAAAACGAGGCAUUAAAACCACAAUCAUUUGCCCUUAUUUCAUUAGUACCAGGUUAAGCAAAGGCUUCAAAAGCGCGAGACCUUGUUUGUUUCCUGUUUAUGAUCCUGAGUAUGCAGCCAGUAGGAUCGUGGAUGCAAUUAAAAAGGAGAAAUUUUAUCUGAUCAUGCCUCCAGCUGUAUACUUACUUGGUCUCAAAAUUUUCCUUCCUAGAAAAGCAGUGCUAUGGCUCGAGUCUUAUGUCAAGUUCCCUGAGAGCAUGGAAGAAGCCUUUGCUCAGAAGAAAAAGGAUUGA